AUGUCCCGUGUCGCACCUUUCUUCCUGCUGUUGCUAUUAACAACGGGAAUACCUGCUGAAGCUAAGGAAAAAGAGGAUAGCUGUGUAACGAAACGUGGGAUAACCAGGGGAAUAGGUGGCGUUGUUGACUGCAGCUCUCGUGUCGGGAAGGAGCAGAGAAUAGCAAUGGAAAUGGCUAUCCGGGAUUUCCAUCGCUCAACUUGCUCGAAGCAGCUGAUUUUGCGCUUCAAAGACUCACAGGGAACCUCAGCUCGAGCGGCUUCUUCUGCAUUGGAGUUCAUUGGUAGUGAAAAAGUGCAAGCCAUCAUCGGAGCAAUUAGACCACAAGAAGCAACUCUAGUAUCUGAGAUCCAAAAGGUCACCAGGGUUUUGCCUAUUAUAUCCCUAACUUCACCUGCCACAGCACCUACAUCAUUGCGCAACCCAUUGCCAUUUUUCUUCCAAAUGGCUAAUGACAUCAACGUCAACAUGCAAUGCAUCGCUGCCAUCGUCAACAACUUCCGGUGGCGAAAAGUGACUGCCAUUUACGAAGAUAACAACGAUUUUUCUUCUGAUUCCGGACUCAUAACUCUGCUCUCUUAUUCACUUAGAGUUGUUGGUUCAGAGAUUGAACAUCAUGUAGCUUUCCCUCCUCUGUCAUCUCUCUCAGACCAAAAUGGUGCCAUAGAAGAAGAGCUAAGGAAGCUGAGGAGCAAGAGCAACAGGGUUUUCAUAGUAGUACAAUCAUCUUUACGGUUCGCUGUCUUGCUUUUUGAGAAGGCUAAGCAAAUGGCUAUGAUGGAGAAAGGCUAUGUAUGGAUUGUCACAGAUGAAAUCGCAAGCCUUCUUGAUUCUGUUGAUUCUUCAGCUCUUUAUAACAUGCAAGGUGUACUUGGUUUCAGAACCAAUUUUAUCGACUCUAGCAAAUCUUUUAGACAGUUCAAAACUAAAUUUCGAAAGAACUAUGGGGUAAGAUACUCCGAAGAAGAAGAGUAUUCUAACCCAAGUAUUUUUGCCCUCCAAGCUUAUGAUGCAGCUCGAACAAUUGCUCAAGCCAUGGAGAAAUUACAAGCAAAUUUUACGUCCAGAGAAUUCUUUAAACAAAUAUUAUCAAGUAACUUUGAAGGUUUAAGCGGAAGAAUGAGAUUCGAAAAUUCCACAACAUUGGAACAUCGAACCUUUCAGAUCAUUAACGUGGUGGGUAAAAGCUACAGAGAGUUAGCAGUUUGGUCACCAAAGUUCGGAUUCACAGAAAACUCUGACAAACAUGAAGGAGAGAACUCUAGAUUUGGCAACAGUUCCGUGAAGGAAUUAGGCCCGAUUUAUUGGCCUGGCGGCUUACAAACUACUCCCAAGGGAUGGUCUUCAGGCGAAGAAGACAAGCAACUGAAAAUUGGGGUUCCUGCUAGGGGUGCCUUCAACCAGUUUGUGAAAGUGAGUUAUGAUCAAGACAAGAAUGGUUCAUAUGUCACAGGAUUUUCUAUAGAAGUGUUCGCAGCAGUUGUUAAGCGCCUUCCUUAUCAAUUGCCUUUUGUGUUUGUUCCAUUUUAUGGCUCAUAUGACGAUAUGGUGGAAGAAGUUUAUUGCAAGGGAUUAGAUGCAGCAAUUGGAGAUAUAGAAAUAAUGGCAUAUCGAUAUCAGUACGCAGAGUUUUCACAGCCAUACGUUGAAUCUGGACUUACUAUGGUAGUCACUGUGAAACCAGAUAAGUCAAAAGAACUAUGGAUGUUCAUGAAGACGUUUACAAGGAGAAUGUGGCUGAUAACUUUAGCAAUGCACAUUUUCAUAGGUUUUGUCAUUUGGCUUAUUGAACAUGGAGAGAACCCCGAUCUCAAGAGAUUUGGGGCAGUGCUUUGGUUCUCAGUCACCAUCAUAUUCUUUGCGCAAAGAGAACCACUGCGAAGUAAUUUAUCUCGAUUUGUGCUGGCACCAUGGUUGUUUGCAAUUCUAAUCAUAACAGCGAGUUUCACUGCAAGUCUCACCUCCAUGUUGACAAUCUCACGCCUCCAACCAUCUGUUUCAGAUAUUGAAACACUUCUGAGAACAAAUGCACCUGUUGGAUGUAAUGGGAAUUCAUUUAUUCUAAGGUAUUUAACCAAUGUCGUAGGUUUUAAGGCAGAGAACAUCAAGAAAAUCGAUUCCAUUAGUGACUAUCCGGAUGCCUUUAAGAAUGGAGAUAUCGAAGCAGCUUUCUUUGUUGUCCCUCAUGCGCAAGUCUUCCUCGCGAAGUACUGUAAAGGGUACACCAUGGCAGGACCUACGUUCAAGCUUGGUGGUUUUGGCUUUGUGUUUCCAAAAGGUUCUCCUUUGGCAUUUGACUUUUCGGAGGCGAUCCUCAAAGUAACAGAAAAUGGAGAAAUGCCACAACUGGAGCAACACUUGCUCUCCUCUUACAACUGUUCCUCUACCACCGGCAUAAGCGAGGGCUCAAGCUUAGGUCCUCGCCCAUUCGCUGGCCUAUUUUUACUUUCAGGUGGAGUCUCAGCCUUUGCCUUCCUAGUCACUGCCGUGCGUUUGGGGAGAAGGCACAACCAUUUCAUACAGGCCAAGCUAAGUAGAACCCGAAGAUGGGAACCAACUGGUGAGGCUAAUCAAAGAGGGGAUGACUGUGUAGGGAAACCUGGGAUAACCAGAAGAAUAGGUGUCGUUAUUGACUACAGCUCUCGUGCAGGGAAAGAGCAGAGAAUAGCGAUGGAAAUGGCAAUCCAGGAUUUCCAUCACUCAACUUGCUCAGGGCACCUGGUUUUGUGUUUCAAAGAUACAAAUGGAAGCUCAGCUCGAGCAGCUUCUUCUGCUUUAGAGCUCAUUGGUAUUGAAAGGGUGCAGGCUGUGAUUGGGGCAAUCAGAAAGCAGGAAGCAAUUAUAGUAUCCGAGAUCGAAAAAACAACAAAUGAUAUCCCCAUCAUAUCCCUAACUUCACAUGUCACCAUACCAACAUCAAUGCCUAACCAAUUGCCAUUUUUCGUCCAAUUCAGUAAUGACAUCAACCUCAACAUAAGAUGCAUUGCAGCACUAGUUGAACUCUUCCAGUGGCGAAAAAUCACUGCAAUUUUCGAACACAACAAUGAUUUUUCUGGUGAUUCAGGAUUCAUAAUCCUACUCUCCGAUUCACUUCGAGUAGUUGGUUCAGAGGUUGAAUAUCAUUUAGCUUUCCCACCUCUGUCAUCUCUUUCAGACCAAAAUGGUGCCAUAGAAGAAGAGCUAAGGAAGCUAAAGAGCAAGAGCAACAGGGUCUUCAUAGUCGUACAAUCAUCGUUACGGUUUGCUGUCUUGCUAUUUGAGAAGGCUAAGCAAAUGGCUAUGAUGGACAAAGGCUAUGUGUGGAUUGUCGCAGAUGAAAUUGCAAGCCUUCUUGAUUCUGUUGAUUCUUCAACUCUUUAUAAAAUGCAAGGUGUACUUGGAUUUAGAACAAAUUUUAUAGACUCUAGCAGGUCUUUUAGACAGUUCAAAACGAAAUUCCGAAGGAUCUAUGGCAUAAGAUUCCCUGACGAAGAAGAGUAUUCUAACCCAAGUAUUUUUGCUCUCCAAGCUUAUGAUGCAGCUUGGACCAUUGCUCAAGCCCUGGAGAAUUCACAAGCAAAUGCCACAUCCAAAGAAUUAUAUAGAGAAAUAUUAUCAACCAAUUAUGAAGGUUUAAGUGGAAAAAUAAGAAAACUCUGGCAGACAUGA
Theobroma cacao (cacao) is the source of this 3648-nucleotide messenger RNA. Its product is annotated as glutamate receptor 2.7-like. Gene Ontology annotation, cellular component: membrane. The record is from RefSeq and is a predicted model, not a curated record. NCBI's taxonomy places the organism in Eukaryota, Viridiplantae, Streptophyta, Magnoliopsida, Malvales, Malvaceae. Gene Ontology annotation, molecular function: ligand-gated monoatomic ion channel activity.